CAUUGAGCUCGCAGACUUCCGUAAGGCAAAGUUUACUUGGGUUCAUGUAACACGCCCUGACCAAGAUGGCGGCACGAGCAGGUGCACCCAUCCCCUCCCCACGUCGACGUCACUUCCGGCCCAAUGUUCUCUUUAUAAAGUCGCGCGGUGGCAGCUUUCCGUGUGGGUGACGGCGAAGGAGGAGGUGAGCGGCUCCAUCGUAUAUGAGUUAUAUGAAUUCAAACGGCGCCGGAACUCGUCCGUAAUCCAGCAAAUUUUAUUUGGAGAUGCACUUUGGAGAAAUAAGCGCCUAAAUCUCGGAGCCUAUUUUGAUUUUUUUUUUUUUUUUUCCUUCCUUCAAACAUGAUCGCUUUGCUGACUCUGACUCUGCUCGUCAAAAGCGUUUUGGCGUCGCCGGUGACUCCGCGCGUGCUUGAGAAUGACGACGUCAAGGUGAUGAAAUGCGUGGCGGAGGCGCUGGCGGAUGUGCUGUCCAGGCCACGCCCACUUCCGGUCAGCCAGCAAUGUCUGCAGACGCUCAGGACAGACGAGCGCCUCCUGACGCUCCUUCGCCGCUACGAUUUCCUGAAGGAGCUGCAAGACGUCGCCACCCAGGCUGUAAGUCAUCCAUCCCUGCACGAAAGAGAGCGAGCAUGCCCGCCAUCUCUUUCCGUCCGUUCAGUUUCCCAUCCCCUCCCCCGACAAGAUGGCUCCAUGCUGAACGCGCUCGGAGGCCCCGGCGAGCGCUCCGUCCUGUCCCAGGAGCGGAGGAGAUCGCGAGAGCAAGAGGAGGACGAGGGCGAGGAGGGAGGAGAAGUUGGCAGAAUUUGGACGGCCGGCGAGAAGAGGGAGGAGGACGGCGAACGUGCGGAAGAGGACCAAAAAGCAUGGGGGCCAGAAGAAAUAAGACGAAACGGAUCCAAAGAGGAGAAGGACAAGAGAUCGGAGGAGGAGGAGGAGGAGGAGGAGGAGGAGGGGAUGAAGAAAAGGAGCAAAGGGUCGUCGCUGAGGAAGAAAUCAGAAAAUGAGGAGGAGGAGGAAGGUUCCCAUCAUUCGAAGGAGGUCUCGGAGGAAAAGGAGGAGGUGAAGAAGAGGAACCGCAGUCCGGAGGAGAAGGAGCUGCAGAUGAUCGCUCGGAGGACGCCGGGCGAGGAGGACGGGAGCGCCGGAAGAAAGGCGGAGGACGGCGAGGUGGAGAACCUGGCCGCCAUCAAGUCCGAGCUGGAGAACGUGGCCCAGAAACUCCAACAGCUGCGACGAGGCUGAGCCGCCGGCGCCGUCCACGUUCUGGAAACUUCUUCUCCCCCCCCCCCCCCCCCCCCCCCCCAACAAAAAAAAAACAAAAGUUUCAAAAGGCAAGCACGCGCUCGUUCCUGUGACCUCAUCGCUUCCCUUGUGCCCCGCACACUUUUGGCAUAGUAAGGACUUCUAUUGGGUUUUAUUGUCUUUGUCAUCCACUUUUCUUUCCAUAUUUUGUCGGUGAUUUGAAUUGAUGUCUGAGAAGGUGAAUGAGGCAAAAGUGCACAUUUUUUAUCCAUUUUGAAGGCAUUGAAUUGUAAAAUGAGACUAACUGUUUUUAAAUUAUAUUCACCUGAGUGGCUGCGAAGUAAUAUUUGCAUAAAAGGAAUUCUUGCAAUAAAAUGGACAUGCUAACACUG
Messenger RNA from Phycodurus eques (leafy seadragon), 1637 nucleotides. RefSeq names its product chromogranin A (gene chga). The record is from RefSeq and is a predicted model, not a curated record. Gene Ontology annotation, cellular component: chromaffin granule. Gene Ontology annotation, biological process: negative regulation of catecholamine secretion; negative regulation of insulin secretion; defense response to bacterium. NCBI's taxonomy places the organism in Eukaryota, Metazoa, Chordata, Actinopteri, Syngnathiformes, Syngnathidae. Bases 343 to 1245 code for a protein of 300 amino acids. The transcript is spliced from 8 exons.